CCGCUUCAAGCUCCAUUUGGAAAGAGGCCUCUUCGCACCCAGCAUCGCGAAGUCUCUAGCGGCGCUCUUCCCCUCCACGCUACCUCACACGCCGCGCUUACGAUGCUCCGUCGCCUCCGCCCCGACACCUCGGCCCUCGCCUGCGUCUCGCACUUGCUGCAGCCCACGCACAUGUCGGCAGUCCCGUCGCCGUGUCGCACCUUCUCGCAGCUUUCCACAACCCCCCACCGCCUCCAACGUCUUCCCACCGCCUACGCGACGCGUGGAGUCGUCACAGGUCCCCCCAGCGACAGCCACAAGAAGAAAGCGGCGGGAGACCAGCUCUGCUGUCCGCAAUGCGGCGCUGCGCUCGUACUCGCAGAGCCUCUAGGCAGUGCGGACAAGUCGACGUCAUCAAAUCCUGCGACGUCAUCCACUUCAACGUCCCCGGUCGAAUUCAAAAAGGGUGACGUGGUCAAGUGCGUCACCUGCAACCUGCACUUCGCACUCAAAGCGCAGCCCCCGGCUCAGCCCAGCCCCACUUUCCGCAAUGCCGCAGCGGCUGCAGCAUUGAGCUCCUUAAGUUCGUCGCUGUCCCCAAGCAUGCAGACUACCCGUGGCUCCAGUCUGGGUGGACCCACGUACAGCGGCAACUUCCCGUCUUCCACACGUGGCGGACGCAUGAACGCCGACGGAGAAUACGAGAAAUUGGCCAAUGAGGCGCUUUUCGCCGCUGCGGCGGAUACGACAGUCAGCAAAGACCGCGUACUGACGCCCAGGGAGAUCUACGACGGACUGAACGAGUACGUUAUUGGCCAGGAUAAGGUCAAGAAGACGCUCGCUGUAGGUGUGCACAAUCACUACAAGCGUCUCCAUGCACUGGAGUUGCUACAGGCCAGGAAAGAGGCGGAAGCUGCUUGUGCCAAGCACAACGCAAGCUCUCAACAUCCACGUGCGGGGGGCGUGACGCGUCAACAUGUGGACAUGGAUGACUCGCGGUUGUCGAGUAUUGGCCGUCGUCUCUUGUUGGAGGAGAUUUAUCCUGGAUCAGAGAAGAAUGAUGCAGAAGUACCGCAAAAUUCGAAGCAACAUGCUUCAGAAGAGACGGCGGAGGCUCCGAAAACGACUGAGACGACACAUACGCAUGCGACUAGGCUGCAGCACCACUCGUUGGGCGACAAGCUGCAGUAUCUUGAAGGUGUGGAGCUGGACAAGACCAAUGUCAUGCUGGUAGGACCAACUGGAUCGGGCAAGACACUGCUGGCCAAGACACUGGCGCGAUUGGCGAAGGUUCCGAUUGUGAUUGCCGACGCGACGUGUCUGACUCAAGCGGGUUACGUGGGCGAAGAUGUCGAGUCGGUGUUGUUUAAGUUGUACCAGGCAGCCAACUACAACCUGGAGGCCACACAGCGUGGCAUCGUGUACAUUGAUGAGAUCGACAAGAUCACGCGUAAGAGUGAGAACGUGAGUAUCACACGUGACGUGUCGGGUGAGGGCGUUCAGCAAGCACUGCUGAAGAUCCUUGAAGGAAGUAUGGUCAAUGUGCCCGAGAAGGGCGGACGUAAGAACCCGCGCGGCGAGUACAUUACCAUCGAUACGACCAACAUCCUGUUUAUUUGUGGCGGUGCGUUCGCCGGACUGGAGAAGCAGGUCACGCGCCGGACGUCCCGAUCGUCUAUCGGUUUUGGAGCCCAGAUGCCCAAUAUGAGGCUGAAAGAUAGCGAUCAGAUCGGCCAGUUGCUGUCUCAAGCGGAGCCCGAGGAUCUCGUAUCUUACGGAUUGAUUCCCGAGUUUAUCGGACGCUUCCCGAUGCUAGUGAGCACUACGGGGUUAUCGAAGGAUGAGCUGGUUCAGGUGCUCACGGAACCUAAAAACAGUCUAGUGCGGCAGUAUAAGGCGCUGUUUGCGUUGAGUGACGUGGAGUUCCAUGCAACUGAAGGUGCCCUUGAGGCCGUGGCGGAGUCGGCUCUACGCAAGAACACAGGCGCGCGAGGACUGCGCUCCAUUUUUGAACGUGCGCUCAUGGAGACCAUGUUUGAGUUGCCCGACAUGAACGACGUGCGUGCCGUGUACGUGGAUGAAGAGGCCAUCUUGGGUCGCAAGCGGCCCGUGCUGAUUCGCGGCGUAAUGACGCUUGACGAGUACCUCAAAAACCUCGAGGAUGACAGUGACAAACGGGAAGAGGCUGUCUAAUCAGCUUCCUUGACCUCCUUACCUCGUGCAUCCCAGUGAUUGAAGAUGGAGCGAGGCAGUGGUGGUUCCUCUCUGUGUUUUAUCAAAGGUAUUUUAUCACAAACAACAACAUAUUGACGCCGCAGAAACGCGAGAAGACAAAGAAACUCACACAAACAAUAUAUUGAUUCGCUCCAGCGAAUUACCUUUAGCUGGCAUCCCAGUCUAACAUGUAAAUAGGAGUUCAACACACUUUGAACACGGUUCGUUUUGUUGUAUCAUGGA
Molecule: messenger RNA, 2436 nt
Organism: Phytophthora nicotianae INRA-310
Lineage: Eukaryota; Oomycota; Peronosporomycetes; Peronosporales; Peronosporaceae
Product: ATP-dependent Clp protease, ATP-binding subunit ClpX
Exons: 1
Coding region: 103-2172 (689 amino acids)
Biological process (GO): protein catabolic process; proteolysis; protein folding
Cellular component (GO): mitochondrial matrix
Molecular function (GO): ATP-dependent protein folding chaperone; ATP binding; ATP hydrolysis activity
Source: RefSeq, a predicted model, not a curated record